Molecule: messenger RNA, 4497 nt
Organism: Penicillium manginii
Lineage: Eukaryota; Fungi; Ascomycota; Eurotiomycetes; Eurotiales; Aspergillaceae
Exons: 7
Coding region: 1-4497 (1498 amino acids)
Molecular function (GO): RNA-DNA hybrid ribonuclease activity; nucleic acid binding
Source: RefSeq, a predicted model, not a curated record
AUGGCGGACCCACCCGCGGGAGGGCCCGAACCCCUUCCCACAAACACCCAAGGAAGCAUCACCAGUUUCUCAGUUGAGGAUUUCCAGCCUCGAGUAUCGAUCGACCCAGCCCAGAUCAUAGGGAAAAGAACGAGAAAUGGUGAAGCCUACACGCCCACCGAGGGCACAGGCCGGAUCACAACCCGAGAAGUGUGGAAGCUUAUCGACAGCCUCAAGGACAUUAUCCACCGCCAAACCACACUUAUCGAGUCUACCAAAGCUGACCUCGAAGAGGUCAAGCACGACCAGAACGUCCUCCGAGAGCAGAACGAUAAGCUCCAUGAAGAACCAAACCCGCCUAGAACAUGGGCAGCGAUCGCAGCUAGUGGUACAAGUGACCCGCAGCUAAGCCCCCGACGACCAGAAAAGGACCUGAACUGCGUCCGCAUCAGCACACAGAGAUCAUUUGUAGACCCGAGAGACAAUGAGAACACGCUGUUGAGCGCUCCUUCGACUCAAGAUACCCAAGUGGCCGGCAUUGGCAUAACUAAAACGGGAUAUUUGAUUCGCUUCAAAAACUCAGACUCGGCCGAGGCAGCCCGCAACAACACUGAAUGGUUGAACGAGCUAGGAAACGACACGAAACUAGUUAAACCACGAUUUGGGGUAGUCGUACACCGGACUCCGACAGAGGACUUCGACUUGGAGAACGCGGGCGCUCGGGCCGUUCAAAAAGUUAUAGAAGAAAACGACUUGGCAGAACAUGGCUUCCACAUCGAAGAACUAGCCUGGCUCAAACGGAAGGACAAGAAGGAGCCGAAUAUAUCCUUAAUAACGGCCUCCUUGUUGGACAAAGACAAAUCGGCAGUGUGGAACGCCGUGAAAUCAAGAAAAAGAGGUGCUUCCGGUGCCAACAUUUUGGACACCUGGCGUGGUCGUGCAAAGAAACACCACGCUGUGGUCACUGUGCUGGCCAACAUGAACGCCAACGAUGCCCACCAGGAGUUCGAGCCCGGUGCCUCGACUGCAGUGGUGAACAUACCACUGGUGACCGACAAUGCCCGAGCCCCGCAACUUUCAACCCCCGCCAAUGCUAGAGACAAACCUACGAAUACUACAGUUGAAUAUGAUGAAAUCUGGCCCGAGGAUGGAGGCCCUCAUCAACGACCACCAAAGCCAGGACUUGGAUAUACUCCUAAUCCAGGAACCAUCUAUCACUUCCUACCGAACAUAUCUGAAUCCCAGACACUAAUAUUUUCGGUGUAUAUCCCACCCGUCCCGCUCUUCGCUUCGGAUAAUACAUCAGCAGAGCCAGCGCUCACAGCAAUUCAAAACACAAUUUCAAACGCUACCCAGGAUAGUCAAAGGUCAACAAGCGUCAUCCUCGCUAGAGACUUCAACCGCCACCACCCGACCUGGGGAGGCAACCAUAUCCCGCCGCGGUUCAUUGAGGACGCAAUCGACCUGGUUAACUUUUUACAAACUAACAGACUACAUGGCUGUCUCCCAAGAGGGACGGUGACCUACUGGUCCCUGAAUCGCCCAGGGAGAAACUCCACAAUCGACCAAACAGUGACAGAUUACCCAGAUCGUCUAGUCAAAUGCCACCUCUACCACAAAAACUACGGGUCUGACCAUCGGGCCACGUAUUCGGAGUGGAAUCUCCAAACCCAACAGAACUCAAUUCGUAAAAGAAAGACCUACACCCGUGCAGAUUGGACAAAAAUUGGCCAUGAAAUACAGGAGCAGAUUGGGCCAUGGAAAGAAAUCAAAACUCGACCAACCCUCGACGGCACGGUCCAGAAACUCAUAGACACCACAACGGAAGUCAUGAACCGGCACACACCCGACACACGCCCAACUCCUUAUUCCAAGCGGUGGUUUACGCCAGACCUCAAAUACCAACAGACCAAUGUCAACAAGGGUGGUGUCCCAGCCUUGAAAGUGAACGACCACGAAGUCACCGAGAAUGAGGAAAAAGCGCAGGCCUUCCUAGACUCCUUCUUUCCUGAAAUAAACACACCAGCGGCCGAAAUGUCAACGGCAGCAACGGUGGAACUCCCAUGGCAGCCGAUCACGGAACUGGAGGUUCAAAGAUCUCUUCAGACUGCCAAAGGAGCCACCGCGCCCGGAGAAGACAACCUACCAAUGGUGUGGCGGAGCGCGAAGAUUGUGGUACUGAGGAAGCCCAGGAAACCAGACUACUCGAUUCCUAGUGCCUAUCGCCCAAUCUCACUCCUCAAUACACUAGGCAAGCUCCUAGAAGCCGUCAUUGCCAAACGACUUUCACAUCUUGCAGAAAAGCAUAGGUUACUACCGGACACACAAUUUGGUGGCCGCCCAGGAAGAACCACAGAACAAGCCCUGCUCGUGCUUUCAAACGCGAUCGACCAGGCCUGGUACAAGCACAAAGUAGUAACCCUCAUCUCAUUCGACCUAAAAGGAGCCUUCAACGGAGUCAACAAGACGAGUCUAGACACCGCUCUACGAGCCAGAAGGAUCCCAGCCAUAGCCCGCAAAUGGAUUGCAAGCUUUAUAGUAGACCACCACGCUAGCAUAGGAUUUGACGACUAUCGUACUGUGAACGCACCGCUAGCCAACGCUAGGCUUGCGCAAGGGUCGCCCCUAUCGCCCAUCCUAUUUGCAUUCUUUAACGCUGAGCUUGUCAACCAACCGGUCAACCGUGACGGGGGCGCCUCGGCGUUCAUCGAUGACUACUUCCGCUGGCGAGUGGGCCAGUCAGCUGAAGAAAACUUAGCCAAACUACAGUCCGAAGAUAUUCCACGUAUUGAAGCCUGGGCGCGCCGGACCGGGUCCUGCUUCGCCGCAGAAAAGACCGAGCUCAUCCACCUCACCCGGAAGAAAGGAGACCACCGGCAAGGCCAGAUCGUUGUGAACGGAACAACUGUGGCGCCCUCACCUACAGCGAAGCUGCUAGGCGUGGUUUUUGACCAGGAGCUACGGUGGAAGGAACACGUACAACAGGCUAUAAAGCGCGCAACCAAAACCACUAUUGCUCUAUGCGGGUUGCGUCACUUGCGGCCCGAACAGAUGCGACAGCUUUAUCAGGCAUGCGUCACGCCGGUCGUCGACUACGCGUCAACCGUAUGGUACGACCCGUUAAGAGACAAGACCCAUCUGCGACACCUGAACACAGUACAGAGAAGCUCGCUGAUCCGCAUCCUAUCGGCGUUCCGAACGGUGGCUACAACAACCAUGGAAGUAGAAGCACACAUUCUUCCCACCCAUCUUCGCCUUCGACACCGAGCCCAGCGCACCAUCGCCAGUCUUCACACACUACCACGGGACCAUCCGAUCUGGCACACACUCACACGAGCCCACCGACGUAGAAACAACACUGGAUCGUAUGCACGCUUCCCCUUGGCGGAAGCACUGAAGACCAUGAGCGUCGAGAGAUUGAGCGAAGUGGAAACAAUUGACCCACGACCACUACCCCCGUGGCGCCUCGACCCUUUCACAGAGGUCGAGGUUGGCUUAGACCGAGAGGCAGCGAGACAACGCGCCGACGCCAUCCGAUCAAAAUCGGACAUAGUCGUCUACUCGGAUGCGUCCGGUCGUGAUGGCCAGCUGGGAGCAGCCGCCGUAACAAUAGACAACAACUUGGAGGUAGUCGAAUCACAGCAAGUCCAGGUGGGACCGAUGGACCGCUGGUCAGUUCACGUGGCGGAGCUGAUUGGCGUCUUUUAUGCGAUCAAUAUGAUCUUCAAAAUAGCACACCAGCGAGAUGGGGCGGGAGAUCGAGAGACAACCGCGACAAUCCUCUGCGACAGCAAGUCAGCGUUACAAGCGAUCCAGAACGUAAAAAAGAAGUCAGGACAACGGAUUGUUCAUGCGAUCCACCACGCCGCCACUGAGGUCCAAGCCGCAGGCGUUACACUACGCCUGCAGUGGGUGCCAGGGCAUUGUGAUAACCCAGGCAAUGAAGCCGCAGAUCGAUUGGCGAAGGAGGCUGCCAGCCCAGGCAAAUCACACUCCUUCCGGCCGCUGCUCACAAGAGAAAAGGCGUCCAUUCGUAGUAAUAUCAUCGCCCAGUGGGAACAUGAGUGGAGAUCAACCAAUAAAGGCGGCCAUCUGAGGAAGAUCGAUAACACUCUGCCGUCGGCAUACACCAGGAAGUUGUACGGAAACCUGGCCAGGGGCCAGGCAUACUUGUUGACUCAGCUACGCACGGGCCAUAACUGGCUAUCCACCUACGCUAAGCUCUUUCGGUUCCGCGAAGACGAUCAGUGCGUGUGCGGCGCGCAAGAAACAGUGACCCAUGUCCUGGUAGAUUGCCCAAUCUUGAAGGAUCUACGAAGGGAACUGAGACAGAAAGUGGGGGACGCGUUCAACAGCGUGUCGAGUCUGCUGGGAGGCUCAAAACAAGGUGAGCAAGGUAAACCAGACACCGUCUCGAGGGCGAAGACGGUCCAGGCCGUAUUGGACUUCGCCGAGGCGUCACAACGGUUUCGCAGUCGCGCGCCACUAGGGCAGCCUAACAGUGGAAGCGGCAAUUAG